Molecule: messenger RNA, 3156 nt
Organism: Notechis scutatus (mainland tiger snake)
Lineage: Eukaryota; Metazoa; Chordata; Lepidosauria; Squamata; Elapidae
Source: RefSeq, a predicted model, not a curated record
CUGGCGGAAGGCAGCGUCCGGGCGGAAAAGCUUUCCCCAGGCGUGGGGAGAGAUCCUCGUUUUGUUUUUUGCAGCCCGGAUCCAAAGGCAGACGAAGCUCUACUUUGGUUCCGUCACCCUCCUGCUCUCCCACUACCCGAAUUCGCCCGUUAGCUAGCCCUGCUUUUUCCUCUUGAGCGGGCCAUCCUGCAGGAUCCUUCCAGUGCGUUGCACAGCGCCACAUGUUUUUUUUUUUUUUUUUUUGCACGUGGGAAGCUGCUCCGAGAGUUUCCAUAAUCGACCGGAUUCCCUUCGCGCAUAAACUGGAGUGAGAAAGGGAGAAUUGGGAACGGAGCUGUCGCUGAAAAUGCAGCGCAAGAAAGUGGAUAAUCGUAUUCGGAUCCAAAUAGAGAAUGGAGUGGCUGAGCGACAUAGGACCCUCUUUGUUAUAGUAGGGGACCGUGGCAAAGAUCAGGUGGUCAUACUUCAUCAUAUGUUGUCUAAAGCAGCUGUAAAGGCUAGACCCACUGUGCUGUGGUGUUACAAGAAAGAGCUGGGCUUUAGCAGCCACCGUAAAAAAAGAAUGCGACAGUUGCAGAAGAAAAUUAAAUCUGGAAUGUUAGAUCUAAAGCAAGAUGACCCCUUUGAAUUGUUCAUAGCAGCCACAAACAUUCGGUAUUGUUACUACAAUGAGACGCACAAAAUUCUUGGGAAUACUUUUGGCAUGUGUGUACUCCAGGACUUUGAAGCUUUGACUCCAAAUCUCCUUGCUCGCACAAUUGAAACUGUGGAAGGGGGAGGUAUCAUCGCUAUUCUUCUGAGGACAAUGAAUUCCCUGAAGCAGCUUUAUACAAUGACCAUGGAUGUUCAUUCCCGCUAUAGAACAGAGGCACAUCAGGAUGUGGUUGGCAGAUUUAAUGAAAGGUUCAUCCUCUCUCUGGUCUCUUGUAAAACCUGUGUAGUUGUUGAUGAUCAGCUGAAUAUCCUCCCCAUCUCUAGUCAUGCUGCAAACAUUUCAGCUCUGCCGCCUCGGUCACAGGAAGAGACCCAAAGUCCUCGUGAUGUGGAACUGAAGGAGCUAAAGGAGAGCUUACAGGACACACAACCGGUUGGCACAUUGGUUGAUGUUUGUAAAACGCUGGAUCAGUUCCAAGAUCCUGACUUUGGGAGCCUUUCUGGUGGAAGAAUUGUACGCAUUGCAGUCCAUCCUGAUUAUCAAGCGAUGGGUUAUGGUAGUCGAGCUUUGCGUUUGCUCCAGAUGUAUUAUGAAGGCAAAUUUCCUUGUUUGGAAGAAAAGGUUAUUCAGAAGCCAAGAGAAAUUGCUACUGUGAGCAGUGAGGCUGUCAGCUUACUAGAAGAAGCUGUGAUGCCUCGGAAAGAUUUGCCACCUCUGCUUCUCAAGCUGAGUGAGAGGCAAGCUGAGAAUCUGGACUACCUUGGUGUCUCUUACGGCUUGACGCCAAGGCUUCUCAAAUUUUGGAAACGGGGUGGAUAUGUGCCGGUCUAUUUGAGACAAACUCCAAAUGAUCUGACUGGGGAACACUCAUGCAUUAUGCUGAAGAUGCUGAAUGAAGAAGAAGAGAACACAGAGGAGAGCUGGCUCACUGCUUUUUGGAAAGAUUUCAGGAGGAGAUUCUUGUCUCUCUUGUCUUACCAGUUCAGCAUUUUCUCCCCAUCAUUAGCUUUGAAUAUAUUACAAAACAGGAAUGUCAAACAACAAUCACAAUCUGCUCUCAGCCGUAAUGAACUAGAAGCAGUCUUCAUCCCUUAUGACCUGAAGAGGCUAGAGAUGUACUCAAGAAACAUGGUGGACUAUCACUUGAUCAUGGACAUGAUCCCAACUAUUUCUAGAAUGUACUUUCUCAACAACUUUGGAGAUAUGUCUCUUUCUGCUACUCAGGCUGCUCUUCUUCUUGGAAUUGGUCUCCAGCACAAAUCCAUGGACCAGUUGGAGAAAGAGAUAGGGCUGCCUAGUAGCCAGUUAAUGGGCCUCUUCAAUAGGACUAUCCGCAAAGUUGUUCAGUUGUUCAACAGUGUCCAGGAGAAGGCUGUAGAAGAGCAAAUGGCAGUAAUGAAAGAAGUUGUAAUGGAACCAACCCUGAAAUCUUUAAAUGAAGAUUUGGAAGAAGCAGCCAAAGAAUUUCAAGAAAAACAUAAGAAUGAGAUUGGGAAGCUAAAAGACCUGGAUCUUUCACAGUACAUUAUCCGAGGGGAUGAUGAAGAAUGGAAUGAAGUGCUGAGUAAAGCAGGACAGGAUGCAUCUGUGGUCAGCCUGAAGAGUGAUAAGAAGAGAAAAGCAGAAGUCACCACAGGACCAAGACAGGAGAAGAAAUUUAAGAAAAAAAACCCAAAGCUGAAGUUGAAGAAAUGAUUAGAAGGAGGGAAAGCCUCCAUCAUAUGGACUUGGACUUUCUGUUUUGUGAAACCCUGAUACCGUUUGCCAAACAAAUGAGUUGAAACUAUGAGGAAACUUUACCUCAGGAGUGGAAAAGCCUCAAGGAGUUUUUAUUAUUGUUGUUGCUUAAUAUGAAAGCAGCCUUCAAGCAACACCAUUUGGAAGAUAUUUUUAUUGCUGCCAGCUCAGCAUUUGUGUUCCAUUAAAAGAGACUGCAGAACAGCAAACUGGAUUAUUACCAGGAAUUAUGACUUCAAUGUUGCCUUAUAAAAUCUGGUGGUUUUUCUCUCUCUCCCUCUCCCUCCCUCUCUCUUUCUCUCUCUCCCUCUCUCUCUCUUGGCACAUGUGUGCCUAUGCAGUUCUUCCCUUUGAGUUCAUAUUGGAGAUUUGAAGAAAAGCUGGCAUUCAAUGUUAAGCUGUUUAAAAAAAAAUCCUGAUAUUUUAAAAUACGGUGGGAUUAAAAAGCAUUCCAUGUUACACUGCUGAAAGUACUUGAGAUGCUUGUCAUUCAUUGUUGUUUAUUGAUGAUAAAGUUACUGGUCUGAGAGUUUUUCCCUACUGUUUUAAUGCUUGAAGUCAGUUCUUUUACUCCACCAGUGGUUAUGAUGUGGGCAGGUGAAUGGGGACUUGCCGGUUAAAUUGACUCUGUGAUUACAUCAGGGCUCAGAUCUUCCACCGCAAGAGAACAAGUAGGAUUAGGUGAUUGCCUGAGACUUGACUUUUCACGCAUUGCAUGUUGCAGAGAGAAGGGUAUAAACCCAAGUGCUGCUUCAGAACGUUGU